Messenger RNA from Triticum dicoccoides, 1715 nucleotides. RefSeq lists its product as uncharacterized. The transcript has 4 exons. Bases 125 to 1024 code for a protein of 299 amino acids. The record is from RefSeq and is a predicted model, not a curated record. Lineage: Eukaryota; Viridiplantae; Streptophyta; Magnoliopsida; Poales; Poaceae.
CUUCCCCGCCCCCUCCACAACCGCCGCCGCCCUGGUGCCGGCGCACCUUUCGCCGCCGGCCACCCCAGCCCCAUCGCCGCCUCCGACCCCGACGCGCCUCCCGCCGCCAGCCGCCCCAACACCCAUGUUUCCCACCGGCCCACCCCACAGGCCGCCGCCCUCCUCCAAUCGCGCCUUCGGCUGCCCCCUCCUCCAAUCGCGCUGUGUGCCGCCCCCACUUCCAACUGCGCCGCUGCUGGCCCCUACCACCACCGGUGCUACGGCCAGGCCAGGCCCAAUCUUCAACCACGCCGCUGUCGAGGCCCGACUUCCAAACGCGUCAGCGCCGGGCCCCUACCUCCACUCACGCUGCCACCGAGCCCUGACAAGCGGCCCUCCGGCUAACCACCGCUUCCCCUCCCGCCGCACGCGCCCUUCGGCCAACUACAGCCUCCCCACCCCGUCCCGCUCGUCUCCCGACCAACCAUCGCCUCCCCAUCCCUCUGACCUCGACCUGCAACUGGUGGUGGUCUCGACCUGUAGCUGGUCCGUGCUGAUAGGGAUCAUCUUCUCUUGCAGAGAUCCAUCGACGUUCCUUGCUGAUGGCUGCCCGAGCUAUGAGAAUAAUCGGCCUCCAACCGCCUCGGCCGCUCACCAACACGCCCACCUGCAGUUCAGCACACAGCCUCCUCCCAGUGGGGCCCAUCACGCUCAGGUCGUUCGUCGCUGCCACCUCCGGCCGUUCAACUACGCAGCGCUAAGACGUUCAUCGCCAUCAGAAACAGCGACGAGCACGAAGACACCCCCUCAUGCUCAGUGCUCUGUCCGGCAUAACACAAGAAGUUCAUGUAAAACAGCUGCGAACAUUCAGAGAUUAGCUCGCCCCUCCUCCAUCGAUGGCCUACACCGGCCACUAGAACCCGUCCAGGUGCUGGCCGUCAUCCUCUAUCUUCAAUUACGAGUCAGCAACAACACUGCGAAUAGAAAGGGCCCUGUGAAGUUCAAUUUGUUUUGCUUUUCGAAGUUCAGUUUGUUGAUUUUCUGAAGUUUGGAUUGUUAAUUUUUUGAAGAGAAAGGUUGAUUCACUUGCACUCCUCUAUCUAGUCCUGUGUGGUGAUAUCCUCGACUCCUCGGUUCGGAGCUAGCAGCGGUUCUUCAACUUCCCUGCUGCGUUGUCGCGAUUGUUGGUAAAUAAUCCUUGUUCUACUAUUGCCUUGUAGUAAUGCUGGAUGGGUUCCCCCUUGUUUUGGAACCAUAAUAAUACAAGUUUGUCUCUACGCUCCUGUUCCUGUGAUUACAAUAGCAGAGAAAAGUACGAAGGGUCAGAGCCAAACCAGAGUGAACCAUACCAAUCAGAACAUGGUCAUUUGGAACCAACUCUAAUCGUUUGUUCAUCUAACUGCAGCAGAGAAAAUUUUUAUACUUUGUUCAUCUACGGUGCCAAGUUGAGCGGACACUGUAGCACUCGAGAAGAUGGGGAGAGGAUGUGUGGUGAAGAGAAAACAUAGGGUUUCAAAAUUGUCCAUUGGUGGUAGCAUCUAAUCAUUUUAUCCAAAGUGUAAUGGACAUGUGUAUGUAUGUACAGUAGCAUAUUUUACUCGAAUCGAGUUAUUUUUUUAAUGCACGAAGUUUGUGCAGCCAAAAAAACAUGUAUUAAACUGGUUUUUGUGUAUUUUUCUAACCUUUUCUACACCUUUCUACGAGAUGUGCAAAUCCCAGGCCGUUCAUCUUUGUCA